AUGCACACGUACAUGAUGUCCCUGUCGGGACCUUCUGAUUCCAUCCCAUUGACACUCCGCGAAGCUGCUUCGGGAGUGCUGGGUUCAAUUUGUCUUGCCUGCUGGAUUUUCCUCUUGAUCCCCCAACUAAUCGAAAACUACAAACGUGGCUCAGCGGAUGCGGUCUCCAUCACUUUCCUCUUCGUCUGGUUCGUCGGUGACAUUGCAAACCUCAUAGGCUCCCUCUGGGCACAUCUCGUCCCCGUCAUUAUCGCCAUUGCCGUCUACUUCUGCUUCGCAGACGGCAUCCUCAUCUGCCAAUGUCUCUAUUUUAACGUCAAGAAUGCCCGUCUGGAAGCUGCCUUGGCUGCCCGUACACGCAAGUAUGGCUGUGACCGUCGCCGCACCUUGUCCAGCGGGACGGUUGCCGACGAGUCUGACGCGGAGUCCGAUGCAUCCGACCCCACCACUCCGCUCCUCUCCCGUCGCAUGAGCGAGAACCUGGGCAUCUCGGCCUCUGCUUCUUCGGCGGCGCGGAGGAGGCGGUCGUCCGCAUCGGCGCGAAGGCGGCACUCGCAUCCCUACGUACCGGAUUCGUUGACGAAGAUCCUGGAGGAGACGGAGCCCGGAAACACAUGGGUGAAGAAUACUUUGAGUAUUCUUGGGAUCUGUGCCGUCGGGACGGCUGGGUGGGCGAUUGCCUGGCAGUCGGGUGUGUGGCAGCCGACUGCUACCGAGCAGCGAGAGAAAAUGGCUGUUGGCGCGCAGGUGUUUGGGUAUCUGAGCGCUGUUUUCUAUCUAGGAUUAUCAAAAAUUACCGUGAAAAAUCUUGCGAAGAUAUUGUUCCAUUCCACUGAAAAGGGAUACUUUCUCAAGAACCUUCCAUGGCUGAUUGGGUCCCUUGGGACGAUGGUUGAAGAUGUCGUGAUCUUUGUACAGUUCCGAAUAUAUUCCGUCCAAUACGCAGAUUCGUCCUCCUCAGCUGUAAUAUGA
Histoplasma mississippiense is the source of this 972-nucleotide messenger RNA. RefSeq lists its product as hypothetical. The record is from RefSeq and is a predicted model, not a curated record. Lineage: Eukaryota; Fungi; Ascomycota; Eurotiomycetes; Onygenales; Ajellomycetaceae. The coding region runs from base 1 to 972 and encodes 323 amino acids. The transcript is spliced from 4 exons. Gene Ontology annotation, cellular component: fungal-type vacuole membrane. Gene Ontology annotation, biological process: basic amino acid transmembrane export from vacuole.